Messenger RNA from Odontomachus brunneus, 823 nucleotides. Its product is annotated as V-type proton ATPase subunit e 2-like. Gene Ontology annotation, biological process: proton transmembrane transport. The record is from RefSeq and is a predicted model, not a curated record. The transcript is spliced from 4 exons. Lineage: Eukaryota; Metazoa; Arthropoda; Insecta; Hymenoptera; Formicidae. Gene Ontology annotation, molecular function: proton-transporting ATPase activity, rotational mechanism. Gene Ontology annotation, cellular component: plasma membrane proton-transporting V-type ATPase complex; proton-transporting V-type ATPase, V0 domain. The coding region runs from base 20 to 277 and encodes 85 amino acids.
UAGUCAAAACAGAAGAACAAUGGGAGCAUCGGCGAUACCUAUAUUGGCUUUCACGAUCAUAUGGGGCAUUGUAGGGAUAGGUUUACCAUUCUUCAUUCCUAAGGGACCAAACCGUGGAAUACUUCAAGUGAUACUAGUGAUGACAGCUUUUACAUGUUGGUUGUUUUGGCUGUGUUGCUAUAUGGCACAAAUGAAUCCAUUGAUUGGACCAAAACUAGAUAGCACAACGAUAAAGAUUAUGGCACGAGAAUGGGCUAAAGAUAUCACGGAUGGUUAACAAGAUAUUGUAGCUAUAAAAACUUAUAAGCUAUAGGAACUUAUAAUUUUAAAUAUAUGCAUUUGCAUUCUUUCUCUAAAACAUAUAUAUGCAUAAAUAAUCUUUUUAACUAAGUUAUAUAAUUAUAGAAAAUAGACAAAAACAAAAUAUAUAUUAGUAUAUUGAUAAUUUAUAUAUUAAAAACAUGUAUAAUUUGAAACCUUAUUAUUAAAUUAUGAUUAUUUAAAGGAUAACACGCAUAUAAGACAUUUAUCAUUGUUACUUAGAGAAUUACCUAAAAAUUAAUAAAGAAAAAUAAUUACUUUUAUUUUUAUUAUGUUGCAUAUGCAUAUAUAUAUUCAUUAUAUGUAAAAUAAUACUUAUCGUCAUACUGUGUCACACAUAUAUGGUAUGAUAAUAUAUUAUUUCGUAUAACAUAAUGAAAUUCAGAAGAAUAUCUUAAACUUAAUACAACUGUUAUUCACACAUACACACACAUUCCUGUAUAUAAUUUAUAGAAAACUGUUAAAAUAUAUUGGCAACCACAAACACUCCUCUCUAAAUGAA